Echinostoma caproni is the source of this 759-nucleotide messenger RNA. NCBI's taxonomy places the organism in Eukaryota, Metazoa, Platyhelminthes, Trematoda, Plagiorchiida, Echinostomatidae. The record is from the annotation of a GenBank genome assembly.
AUGUUGCGGUUCUGUGGCAUCAAGAAAUUGCAGAUUUACGGUACUCCUUCGCCUGUCCAUCACUGUUUCAGUUUGAUUCAAGGCACCGGGUUGGCUGAUCUACUCGUCACGCGGCGCACUCGUCGAAUUCGCCAAAUUCUCGUUCAAGAUCGUACACCUUGUCACGCGGAUCACGCGGACGAUGGUCUGGGACGGCAUACAACUGCGGCAGUCGGCUUGUUAAAAGCGAUUCAUCCACCAAAGAUAUUGGCGGUCCCGGGUAAAUCUACGAAAACCUCUUCAUCCUCACCCACCUCUUCCACAUCACCGGUUGUCCCGGACGGUGGUGAUCCAGCCAGUGGUCCCGGCACCGAGGAAUCACCAUAUUCAGCUCAUGUGUACAGUCCGGGCCGAAUUGUAAAAGAUGUGGUCGUGUUCGAUCCGAGACANCCGGCAAGUCAGGUCACACUGACUAUCGAAUCACAGGCCGUUUGCAUUGCAUUAGUCAAUUCGGCUCUGGUCCGAUGGAUGACCGGUGCUUGUCAAAUUUCGUGUGCUUGUGUUAAUCGAGCAGCUCAAGUUGCGGUCACCAAUGAGUGCACUCAGUUCCGUGAUGCCCCAGAUGUUCACGUCUCUCCACCACUGUCUACCUCUUUGGUGAUGACCAGCUUUGGUGCCACUCGGUUCAAGUACCACGAUAUCCAUGAUAUUCCCAUCGGUAUUUUAUUCGGUUCCUUGCUCCUCCAAGCCCAAGGAUAUGCUCAAAUUGCCAGUUUCUAA